AUGCGUCACGAACAUUGGAAUCGUUUCUGUCAAAACACAAGUAAUCGGUUAGCAAUUGAAGCACUCCAACUAUUUAAAGCCCAUCUCAAUGAUAAUCGUCACGAUGACCAGCCCGGAUGUGGACGAGAAUUUUUGGAUAAUAUUUUUAUGGGCAUUCGAAAAAAAUUUGAAAUUUCGUUAUCCCAAAAAUAUUUCGUUUCAAAGGAGGAUUGCACGAAAUUUCACUGCUCUAAAGCUUUGGAUUUGCAUAGAAUGGGCUCUCGUCUUUGGGGUUGUCAAGACAAAGAAAGUGACGACAUCUCAUUCUAUUGCUAA
This is a messenger RNA of Rodentolepis nana, 315 nucleotides long. The record is from the annotation of a GenBank genome assembly. NCBI's taxonomy places the organism in Eukaryota, Metazoa, Platyhelminthes, Cestoda, Cyclophyllidea, Hymenolepididae.